ACAAGUUGUGCUUUAAAAUAGUACAAGUCAACAACGGUGCAUCCCAUUAAUCUACAGAGAAGUUCGAGGAACUUCAGGGUUACUCCAUUUUCCACAGACACGCGUCACCUUUUGGUGCAUCCCAUUAAAAUCACUUCUUUCUACGAACGAAUCCAGCUACACUCUAGAAACGCGCUUUCACCAAGACAUUAAUUAACUGCGGUUUAAAAUAAACACGGUUUUGGCCGCAUAAGGUCUUUCCGUUGCAAAAAGUGUUAUGAUCUAAUGAGCCAAACAAACAGAACCUUCUCCCAAUGCCUAUAAAUAUAACAUCAUUCCUCUUCCACUCCCAUCACCAAAUCAAUACCACACAACCAAACUUUACAUAAAAACAUGCAAUCAACAUGUUUGAUCAAUUCCUCACGAAUCUUCUUCCAUCCGUUUUCAUCUUCAAAGUCAUGUUGUAGCGGUGGCAGGAAAAGUUGCUGUUUAUCUCCGAUUAAGGCUUCGAUGAGAGGUUCAGCAGAUCAGAAUUUCAGUGGAAGGUUGGUGGAUGAGGGCAUGAUAACACUGAGGAAGAGGAUCCAUGAGAUGAACAUGAUAGAGAGGAACUACGAGCCACCUGCAGAUUGGAUGGAUUGGGAGAAACGCUGUUAUACAAAGUAUGACUCCAUGAUUUGUGAAGCACUGGGAGUUUUGCAGACGCAGUUGAUGAAUACAAGGCCUAGUUUGGCUCUUGGAGCCAUGGCUUUGGUUGCAAUCAGUGUUCCAACUUCUUCUGCUGUGGCUUUCUUUCAUUUGGUUGAGUUCGCUAAGGCUGUUCUUGCUGGAGUUCAUCCCUCCUAGACCACAACAUUUUUCAUUACGAUUUACAUCUGUUGAAUAGUGGUUUGAUAUUUGGAAAAACCAUUCAAUUCAUCUCAAUUAUAAAUAAUAGAUUUUCAUUUUACCUAUA
Messenger RNA from Vigna umbellata (rice bean), 934 nucleotides. RefSeq lists its product as uncharacterized. NCBI's taxonomy places the organism in Eukaryota, Viridiplantae, Streptophyta, Magnoliopsida, Fabales, Fabaceae. The record is from RefSeq and is a predicted model, not a curated record.